CCCCCAGUGGCGCACAACGCCCGCCAGACACUGCGCGUCCGCCAGCGGAUGGCCGAUACGCAGGCCCACGGCCAUCCCUCCGCCGUGGAAUCGAGUGACCUGCACCGCCAGGUUGGGCAGAGAGGCCACGCCCACGGUCGUGAUCGACAGCGCCCAGCCCGGCAGCACGUCGGCCAGCUCGCUGUCGGUCCCCAGUCGCAGCUGCAGGCGUCCCGGGGCGGCUCAGGACCCGCUGCAGCCGGCCGUACCAUUGCGGAUACAGGUCCAGGGUCCGCACCAGGCCCGCCUGGAGGGCCAGCGAGGUGGGGGGCGGGGGACCGUCGGCCGUCGGGCACGAUAAGGAGGAGUUGUAGUCAAGUCAGUUCAUGGCCGGGACAACCAUACCAGUGA
Aspergillus heteromorphus CBS 117.55 is the source of this 390-nucleotide messenger RNA. RefSeq lists its product as uncharacterized. The annotation marks the transcript as partial. The record is from RefSeq and is a predicted model, not a curated record. The transcript has a single exon. Lineage: Eukaryota; Fungi; Ascomycota; Eurotiomycetes; Eurotiales; Aspergillaceae.